This is a messenger RNA of Euleptes europaea (tarantolino), 2093 nucleotides long. RefSeq names its product NTPase KAP family P-loop domain containing 1 (gene NKPD1). The coding region runs from base 138 to 2093 and encodes 651 amino acids. Lineage: Eukaryota; Metazoa; Chordata; Lepidosauria; Squamata; Sphaerodactylidae. The transcript is spliced from 4 exons. The record is from RefSeq and is a predicted model, not a curated record.
AACUCCAGGGUCUGGGAAGGAAGCCAAUCCUUGGAAGAAGAGCCUCAUUUGGGGAAGAGGGAGCAAGAAAUAUCCGGGAGUUCGCAGACCUGUCCAUAAGUAGGCCAGGUUUGGGCUAACUUUGCCAGCCGCUCUUUAUGAAGUACAUUAUCAAAUGCUAUCCCGAAAUCCAGGGUCCCACCUACCUUGGAACUCUGGUGGGGGGUCCUCCAGUUCAGGUGCUGAUGAAUUCUAGCGAUGAGGAAGUCGCCCGGUUACGUCACGAGGAGCCCCAUGCAAAUGAGGACUGUCAUGCCAAGAAAGAUCUUCUGACAGAAGAUGACAUAUAUUGCUGCUCCCUCUCCAAGACUCUGUGCCACACCUCCACCCCUGUCACUGUGGGCUUCUACUCACCCUGUGGAACCCGUAUCCACUCGCUCCUGGAAAACAUUGCAGAAUGUAUGCACAAAGAAUCCUGCCGGAGGGAAGAAAACGAAUACCGGAGAACCCACCUAAGGCCACGGCGGCCAGAAGGAAUGAACUACCUCACUCUCCUGUGGUAUCUGGUUUUCUACGAGCCAGUCAUCACGGAGGUCCACCUCAGAAGGAAGAACAUUGACUUCCUUUUCAUCAGGUUCAGCGCCUGGCAGUAUGCCGGAAGUGACAAGCUCUGGGCAGGCCUGGUUACCACCCUGUGCGAUCACAUCCGUCAGCACUUUGGGCCUCUCCCGCUGAGCUUCUACCAUGUUGUGGGAAGCAGGCCGCGAUUUGCCUCAGGGUUCAGCCAGGAUGAGUGGAGGCUCAAAAAGAAAGUUGCCUUCACUGCCGGAGGACUUGUGGUCAUCUUGCUGGCAGGGGUGAGCCUGGCCACGGUUGUCCUACUUGUACCGGGGAUAAGAGACGGCAGCGCCUUGAAAGUCGUCAGUGCAGUCUUUGGCACCAUUUCCGGCUCAGGGGUGGUCCUAGCCCUCGCUCCAGUCAUUAAGCACCUGAUCAUUACUCAGAAGAAAAAGAUCGAGAGCAUGACCAACAACGAGAAAUUUACCAGUCACCUGGGCUUCAUGAGCGCCGUCAAGAGAGAGAUCGAACUUCUCACCAGCUUUGUGUAUUACAUGGAGAUAUUUGAGCGCCAGCGGCUGAGGAUUGUCUUUGAGAUCACCAGCUUGGACAUGUGCUACCCGGAAAGGGUGGUCGGAGUUCUGAACGCCAUCAACACGCUGCUUUCGGACACCAACGCCCCAUUCAUUUUCAUUCUGGUGGUAGACCCCUGCAUCAUCACCUCUUGCUUAGAGCAAUCGGGCAACAUGAAGGGUAUGGCUGACAAUGGCUACCUCUACCUCAACCGCACCGUGUCACUGCCUUUCUCCAUCCCGGAAAUCGGCAUCCGCUCCAAGAUGCGAUUUUUGCACGAGACCUUCCAAAACCGGGAAGACCUGAUGUACCGAAUCAUCACAAGGAACGUGGAACAGGGAGUCCGAAAGGCCAAAGGGAUGAACCCGGCCCUGGCAGAGAUGGAAGCAUCCAUGGAAAUGGAUCAACACCAGAUCGAUGCCCAAGCUGUGCAGUACAUCCACGAGGCUUUCCACUGCUUGCACAAUGAACAUGACUGCCUCUACCGGUAUGUCCCUGAGAGCAUCAUCCAGAUGAAGAGGAUUGUCAACACCAUCCCCAUCACUCUCCGGCUCAUGACCCAGCAGCACAGCCUCCGGCAUGACAUCUGCCCCAGGUCAGUGGCGGGCUGGGUGGUCUUGGCCAACCAGUGGCCGUGCCGCUUGAGCUGGAUCCUGCAGUGCACGGAGGACAGGCAGCAGUGCCAGCCGCCCGAGGACUUCAAUCAGCAGCUGCUGUGGGAAGUGUUUGUGGACAACUGCAGAGAGCUUUUUUCCAUGCACAAGGAUCUUCAAAACAUCAUGGCCCUGGACGGUGACCCCGAACUCUUUGAGCAGUUUUUGUCCCACGACUUCCCCUUCACCGUGCAGGAAGGAGCAAAGUACCUGAAAUACACAGUCAACCUGGACCAUUCCAUAAGGCAUCGGAUGGGGCAUCUAAGGGCUCUCACUAUGCUGGAGAAGAUGCACAAGAAGAAGGAAGCCGACUCGGACAAAACGGAUUAG